This is a messenger RNA of Ficedula albicollis (Collared flycatcher), 2207 nucleotides long. RefSeq names its product phosphoribosyl transferase domain containing 1 (gene PRTFDC1). The transcript has 12 exons. Lineage: Eukaryota; Metazoa; Chordata; Aves; Passeriformes; Muscicapidae. The record is from RefSeq and is a predicted model, not a curated record. Gene Ontology annotation, molecular function: hypoxanthine phosphoribosyltransferase activity. Gene Ontology annotation, biological process: purine ribonucleoside salvage. The coding region runs from base 1 to 1035 and encodes 344 amino acids.
AUGGGCAUUGGGCAACAAAGCACAGCCUGCCUCAGCAUGGGCACCGUGCAUAAGAAAAUCCUGUUAAAACAGCAGUUUAAACCACACCAGGUUAAUAUUACCAUUAACACAGGCCAGGCCCCUUGGUCAGCCCUGCCCAAGCCUUUCCAGCAUCCUGACUGUAUCUACACCCGCACAGCUUCCAGCCUGCACCUCGCAUCCCGCACCGUGCAUCCUGCACCCCACAUCCCGCACCCCAAACCCCGCAUCCCAAAUCCCACAUCACAAAUCCCGCACCCUGCAUCCUACAUCCCGCAUCGCGGACGGCGUGUGGGGCUGAGCCGCGCCUUUGGCUCCCGCCGUGCAAACACGGUCCGGUGCAGCCCGAGCGGCUCCAGCGGCCGUGGCUGUGCUUCCCCGGGCUCCAUUUCAGACAAUUGGCCUGGAUACAGUCUGGAUUUGUUCACUUAUCCUCAGCACUACUAUGGAGACCUGGAAUACGUGCUCAUUCCUCAUGGCAUUAUUGUUGACAGGACAGAACGACUGGCAAAAGAUAUUGUGCAAGACAUUGGAGACAAUGAUAUCGUGGUUCUCUGUGUCCUCAAAGGUGGCUACAAGUUCUGUGCUGAUCUUGUGGAGCACAUUAAAAAUCUUAGCAGAAAUUCAGAAAGGUUCAUCUCCAUGAAAGUCGAUUUUGUUAGACUGAAAAGUUACCACAAUGAUCAGUCUAUGCAAGAUAUGCAGAUAAUCGGUGGAGAUGAUCUUUCAAAGCUGACUGGCAAGAAUGUUCUAAUUGUGGAGGAUAUUGUUGGAACUGGAAGGACCAUGAAGGUUCUGCUUAACAAUAUAGAAAAGUACAAGCCAAAAAUGAUUAAAGUGGCAAGUUUGUUGGUGAAAAGAACAUCUCGACCUGAUGGGUACAGACCAGACUACUAUGGAUUUGAAAUUCCAGAUUUAUUUGUGGUAGGUUAUGCCUUAGACUACAAUGAGCACUUCAGAGACCUAAACCACAUAUGUGUUAUCAAUGAUCAUGGCAAAACAAAGUACAGAGUCUGAAGCAGUAACAUCCACACCUGAAUAUUUCUGUGAAGCAGAAAUUUGACUACACUCCCUCAAGCAUCUCCCAGAAAAUUGAUUCACCUGAAUUGUAUGUCUUUUAACUCAGUAUAAUAAGGGGUUUACUCUAGAGAUGCUUAUGAAUAUUUACAGAAAUGAGAGCUCUUAUCUAAAAUGUGAAGCAUAGGACUUCUACUGUUACUACCUUUAUUAAGUAUUAAAAUUGCCUCCUAAGAUGCCUUCUGACUAAUAAUUUUUCUGCCUUGGGUCUCGUUGUCAAUGCAUCUUUUCUUUGCUCAGUUCUUCUACGUGCAAUUCAUGUACUUCACUGUGUUGUACAAGAUAGCUCAAAACUGCCGUUCUGUGCUUGAGGAUUAUUUUACAAGAUUUUAUUGACUUCAUCCUGCCUUUAGUCUUGGUCAGAUAUGCUGCCACCAAAUUGAAAGCAUUAUUCUGAUUUAUUCCACAAUUCAAAAGUUUCAGCUGAAAUUCUGUGUUGUGUUGCAGUCCAUUACCCAUUCUUCCAAGCAAAGCUUUAGCUCCUAGAAUGUGCUAAAUUAGAGUGCAGGUCAAAAUGAACCUUUGCAAGACACUGUUGAUCCAAAAUUGGAAGAUAUCAUGGUUCUGGUGUGUCAUGUAGCCAUUGAUCUGACCUGUUUAAUGUGCUGAAUUUUAAUCAAGACCAGUGUCAGGCAGGUUUGAAUUUCUGCAUGGUAUCCCUUUCUUCUCUAGGACACAAGCAAGUAUAAAAAUUAACAGUGUUCUCCUUAAACCUCGUUAAGCACAAAAGUUUAAUGUUAGUCAGACAGUUAUUCAGUUAUGAUUCGAUUUUUGUAUCGUGUCAAAGUAGACUUUUUGUAGCCAUCUGUCAUGUUCAAGAAUACAGAUCUGACAAUGCUGAAGAAGUCUUGUGUAGAAAAAGAAAGAAAAAUGUAUAGGACAAUACAGAAAACCAGUUAAUGCAUGAGUGCUGUAGACUCCUUUAUAGAUCAUGUUUGAAGAAGUUUGUGAAUUUUACAUACUGUAUUAGCUGUGAAAAGUUUAAUUCUGCAUUGAAUGUAAGUGUUCUUAACAACUUCCCAAGGGAAACCAGUGCAAAGUAAGGAGCUGUGUGUCAGUUGCUUUGCUCUGAACUGUGAGAGGCAGAUUGUUACUAGCUGCAGAUUCCUAUG